Messenger RNA from Pezoporus flaviventris, 675 nucleotides. Its product is annotated as ciliary microtubule associated protein 1A-like. The record is from RefSeq and is a predicted model, not a curated record. Lineage: Eukaryota; Metazoa; Chordata; Aves; Psittaciformes; Psittacidae. Gene Ontology annotation, cellular component: cytoskeleton.
AUGUCGGACGGCCCCUGGGUGGGCAGCUGGAGGCCCCACCGCCCGCGGGGCCCCAUCGCCGCCCUCUACACCGGCCCCGGGCCCAAGUACGGGCUCCCGACCGGCGUCGGUUUCCGCGAGCACGACCGGUCCCGGGAGCGCGCCCCCGCCUUCAGCUUCGGGCUGCGGGUGCAGGCGCGGCCGCAGGAGCGCUCCCGGGCCCGGUACCCGCUGCCGCCGGGCCCCCGCCUGCUCCAUCUGCAGCGCCCGCGGGAGCCGCUGCCCUUCAACAGCCCCGGCCCAGGUGAGACCCCCCCGGCCCCUCCAUGGGCGCGGCGGGGCAGGGCCCCCCCCGCAGCCCGGUACCGGCCGGAGCGCGCCGGGAGGGUCGCGUUCCCCACGGCCCCCGCCUGCUCCCUGCGCUCCCGCACCCGGCGCGGGGCCGAGCAGCAGACACCGGGCCCUGCUGCCUAUCACCUGCCCAUGCUGGGCCCACGCCUUGUGAGCAAGACCUCAGCCCCCAGCUACUCCGUGUCGGGGAGCAGCACCAGCGGCACCUUCUACUGGGGCUGUGCAAGGUGGGGCAGAGAAUCAGGCACCGGGUGCUGGGUACCAGGGGUCAGGGCACUGGGUGCUGGGUACCUGGGGUCAGGGCUGUGGGCGGUGCUGGUGCUGGGUCAGGGCUGUGGGCGGUGA